UUGCAAACGUUUCAAACCAACAGAAGAUAUCAACGAUAUCCUAGCCAACACUGCACCCAAACUCGCGCCCAGAUCCUUGCGCACCAACUCGUUUCACGCUCGUUCCACUUAGCCUUGCCCCGCUGCGGGCUGUAGCUCAUAAUGUCCGCCGAGCUUGAAACUCGCCUGAAGAGCGCGACGGAGCUUGGCGCGACGGAUGUGCCUGGUGCUGCUGCGCAACUAAAGGGCCUGGUGCUGGAGGAGAGCAGCAACGAUGCCGAGGCUGUGCGGAUAAAGGAGCAGGCCAUCUCGCAGCUGUGCGAGCUGUACAUCAAGCAGGCGAACGCACAGGCGCUAGCGGACCUACUCACGUCCCUCCGGGGCUUCUUCAACGCCAUCCCCAAAGCAAAGACCGCCAAGCUGGUGCGCAGCAUCAUCGACAGCAUUGCGAAGGUGCCUGGGUCAACGCAGCUGCAGGUGGACGUGUGCAAGGGCCAGGUGGAGUGGGCCAAGACGGAGAAGCGUACCUUCCUGCGCCAGCGCAUUGAGCUGCGCCUAGCCAGCCUGUACAUGCAGACCCGCGACUACCCGGCGGCCCUGGCGCUCAUCAGCACCCUGCUGUCCGAGGUGAAGAAGCUGGACGACAAGCUGCUGCUGGUGGACAUCUACCUGCUGGAGAGCAAGGUCAACCACGCGCUCCGCAACGUGCCCAAGGCGCGCGCCUCGCUCACCGCCGCGCGCACCGCCGCCAACGCCAUCUAUGUGCCGCUGCAGCUGCAGGCGGAGAUCGACUGCCAGAGUGGCAUCCUGUGCGCGGAGGAGAAGGACUAUAAGACCGCCUACUCCUACUUCUUCGAGUCCUUUGAGCAGCUGGCCAGCAUGGACGACCCGCGCGCGGCGCAGGUUCUCAAGUACAUGCUGCUGGCCAAGGUGAUGUUGGACAUGGCCGACGAUGUGCCCGGCAUCAUCAGCUCCAAGGCCGGUCUCAAGUACACGGGGCCGGAGGUGGAGGCCAUGCGCGCCGUGGCGGCCGCAUACCACGACCGCUCGCUGCAGGCCUUCCAGGACACGCUGUCCGCCCACAAGUCCCAGCUGGUGGACGACCUGGUGGUGGGCGCGCACCUGGCCGAGCUGUACGACACGCUCAUGCAGCAGAACCUGGUGCGCCUGAUUGAGCCGUUCAGCCGUGUGGAGAUCGCGCACGUGGCCAGCCUCAUCGGCCUGCCGCGCGACAUCGUGGAGACCAAGCUGAGCCAGAUGAUCCUGGACGGCAAGCUGGCUGGCACGCUGGACGCGGGUGCGGGCUGCCUGGAGGUGUUCACGCCGGCGCCCGCCGACGCCGUGUACCCGGCGGCGCUGGACGUGCUGGAGAGCCUGGGCCGCGUGGUGGAUACGCUGUUUGCGAGGAGCCAGCGCGUGGUGGCGUAAGUGGAGGAGGAGGAGGAGGAGGAGGAGGAGGAAUGGGAGGUGGUGUGAGGAGUAGGUUGGGGUAGAGUGGGGCCGGGUGGAGUAAAGGUGGCGUACGCAGCAGCGAGCGCGGCGGCGGGGGCAGCACGCGGGGCUUGGUGUGAGCUGGAUGGAGAAGGUGGAGGAGGUAGGCGGCUGCGCUCCUAUUGCUGGCGGCAAGGCAUGGACUUGGUGAUGUGGCGGCGGCUGCGACAUCCGUUGUGGGAAUGAUGUCGUGGGAUGCUGUGUUGAACUGGAUUUGCUGUAGGCCAGGGUGCACCCACAGUCAGUAGGUACAAUUGCAGUGGCAUGUGGUCAUGUGUGCUGAUGCCUGGCCAGCUUGGGUCGACGACUGGUCACUAAGCGGAGUCGCAAGCUGGUGCUCGGCAGGCGCUGCCACCAGGCGGGUCAGGGCCGGCACUACCUGUAACUUGGAUGCUUC
Molecule: messenger RNA, 1867 nt
Organism: Chlamydomonas reinhardtii
Lineage: Eukaryota; Viridiplantae; Chlorophyta; Chlorophyceae; Chlamydomonadales; Chlamydomonadaceae
Exons: 11
Coding region: 142-1407 (421 amino acids)
Biological process (GO): ubiquitin-dependent protein catabolic process
Cellular component (GO): proteasome regulatory particle, lid subcomplex
Molecular function (GO): structural molecule activity
Source: RefSeq, a predicted model, not a curated record